Hippoglossus stenolepis (Pacific halibut) is the source of this 1199-nucleotide messenger RNA. RefSeq lists its product as uncharacterized. The coding region runs from base 66 to 776 and encodes 236 amino acids. The transcript has 5 exons. NCBI's taxonomy places the organism in Eukaryota, Metazoa, Chordata, Actinopteri, Pleuronectiformes, Pleuronectidae. The record is from RefSeq and is a predicted model, not a curated record.
UUGGCUAACAACCCAAACUGGUGUUUUCACAGACUGAGCACAAGCCCGACGAUAACAGAGUCAGGAUGGCAAAGGACUUGGGGGUCUAUUUAUGUGGUUUGCUCUGUGCAAGUGUUUUUAUUGCAGCUUUCCCAGUUGCCCAGAUCACUCUAGGUGCAGUGUACAUGUUUGAGUGUCCAGCAGCACCAGGUAUCCCAGUGUAUGUGAUGGUGUGUGGGAUAUCAGCCCUGCUGGUGAUAGGCCUGUUUGCUUUGCCAAAGCUCCUCUGUCCAGCAGCGCCGCGCAAUACCCUUUGGACUGUGUGCAUCAUCAGCCUGCUCCUCUUUGUCUUCAUCUGGUUCCUCUAUGGGAGUUUCCAGAUUUAUUCAGUGUUUCCACCCAACUAUGAGAAGAACAUCCCCGACCCAAACAGAGUCAACAACAGUGUCUACGCUCCUCCCACACCUGACAACAAGGUCGACCUCCCGCUGGAGAACCAGAGCCUUUCAAACCUGAACCACACCCGGAUCGUCUACAACAACCAGACCGUAAGGAAGCUGAUUCAAACUUUGUUCCUCGACAACAUCAGCAAUAAGACAAACAGACAGCACCUGAACGCCUCACAAGCACAACCUGUCAUGGCUUCAGUGGCCUACUGUGACAAAACUGUGUAUAUGUUUGCUUUCUGGACCACAACACUGGUUUAUGUCCUGGUAGGAAACGCCCUGGUGAUUAGCUUUUGUUUAUGUGGUUUCAUGAAAAUUACAGAUUUACUUUCAAACUAUCUAACUGCCUGAACUGAGCUAGAUAUAAUCCUUUUUCAGAUAUUUUUUACUGUCACGCCAAUUCUAUUUUUUAUUAUUGUAAUGGUUGAUUGUAAUUUCAGAGUUUUGAUUCAUUUAUUUAUUCUGUUAUUGUGAUUAUUUUUUUAUAACUAUUUUUACUUGUAUGUCUUUUAUUUGUGCAGCACUUUUUAACUUUGUUUUGAGAAGUGUUAUAUAAAUGAUUAUUAUUAUUAUUAUUAUUAAUAACUGUAAGGGUUACAUAGCAAAGGUAAACAGAAAAUCAGAGCCUUUCAAAGUCAAUGCUGGCUUUUUUCUGUCAGAGUAAAGCUGAAUAAAUAAUAACAACUUUCAAUAAAAUGUCAUGACUUGAAAGUUCCAUUUGGUCACACCUCAGCAUGUUUCACACAUCUUGAGAAAUAAAGGGAUGUAUACUUC